Molecule: messenger RNA, 1544 nt
Organism: Trifolium pratense (red clover)
Lineage: Eukaryota; Viridiplantae; Streptophyta; Magnoliopsida; Fabales; Fabaceae
Product: putative F-box/kelch-repeat protein At5g24040
Exons: 3
Coding region: 152-1363 (403 amino acids)
Molecular function (GO): protein binding
Source: RefSeq, a predicted model, not a curated record
UGAAUAUGUGCCCUUGGUACAUUUGUUACUGUGUUUGAAGAACAUUGGACCACACAAAAACCCUACAGCUACAACAUUUCCUUGCCGCUGUAUUGACGAACGGUCUUCUUCUUCCUGUUUUGCAUUUGCCCAAACCAAAGCAACACCAUCCAUGGCUGAGCCUGACUGGUCUCAGCUUCCAACGGAACUUCUUCAACUCAUAUCCAAAAAACUGAACAGUGAAUUCUAUCUUCUUCGCUUUCGUUCUGUCUGUUCCACAUGGCGCUCUUCCAUCCCAAACUUCCGUCCCAACCACUUCUUACCGUUGAAGCUUCCAAAACCCUUCGGAACCGACGGCAACAACAACGAUUCCAUAUGCUACCUCGUAAAACACAACAUCUUUCUCAUCAAACCAACCACAAUCCCAAUCCCAAUCCAACACCAACCUCGAAAAAUUCUCCAACCCUUGUUGAUCAGAAUAGGUCCAAAUGUAAAGGGUAAAAUUCAACUCUGGCAUCCACUCGAUCUUGACCAACGUUUACCUUUCCAUUUCCCUGAUGAAGUCGUCGUCUUCGACUUCAAUCACAUCUCGAUCGUCGAUCUCGGACAAGUAUUCGUGCUCCAACCCAGCGACUCAUUUCAAAAUGAUCGAUAUGAUAAAGUCGUAGCUGCCACGUAUCCGGGGGAACAACAACCUCACAUUGUCACAUACGACUACUUGCGGGAUCCAUGUAUGUUCCGGCCUGGGGAUGAUGGUUGGAUGAAUAUCCCUAAUGUUUCACUUUCAGAGUGCUACUUUGGAGACAUCUGCAAUUUUAAAGGGCGAACUUGUGUGGUAGACAGGGUAGAAGAGAUGGCUGAGACUGUUAUGGUUGGACCGGACUUAAGCGUUGAUUUGGUGGAAGCUGAGCUAUUGUGUCCUGGCCAGCUUAGAUUAUGUGUGGUUGAGAGUGAGUUGUUGUUAGUGGAUACGAAUUCUGGUGAUUAUGAUGCAUGGAUUGAUGUGUAUAGGCUCGAUGAGAAGAAGAAAAAGUGGGUGGAGUUGUCAAAUUUAGGAGAUAGGGUUUUGUUCUUGGGGAAAAAAUGUUCAUUUUCUGCUUCUGCUUCCGAUUUGGGUUUUGCCAAAGGGAAUUGUGUGAUCAAUAUGAAUGUGAGUGACCUCGGUUGUGGAAUUUGUGAUUUAAACGAUGAAAAUAAGAUGUUGCCUUUGUCUGAUUAUCCUGAUUAUUUCAACUUACUUGCUGCUUCUGGAUUGUAUGGUGAAGAGCUGCAUUGGGAAAAUGGAUUUGAUGAAGAUGAAGAAAGUGAAGAUGAAGAUGAAGAAUGUGAAGAUGAAGAAGAUGGAGAAAGUGAAGAUGAAGAAGAUGGAGAGGAAGAAAAGUAAAGAGUUUUGAUGAAGGGAAGUAAUGAAGGAAUUGAGGAAGAAGAUGAAAAAAUGGAUGUAAAAGUUUCAAUUCCUUGAACUGCUCAUGUUUGAAAUAUUGAAUUUCUCAUUAUUUCUGUCAUUUUUCUGAUGAAUCUUAUAAUAUUUAGCAAUGAAAAAACAAUGUUGGCUUUCCUUUUUA